AUGCAAACGGGUGCAAAAUGUGAGAGAGAGAGAGGAAGAGAUGGAGAAUACAAUAAUAAGAAAAGGGGAAGCAGAGAUUUGAGUUUAUUUGCGAGGAGAUCCGAUCAGAUCAGGAUGUUCAGACUGAGCCUCCUCAGCGUCCUGCUGCUGGCCCAGUCCUCCCAGUGCGCCCUGCUGGGCUGGGUGGAGUCUCCCGGUUAUCCCAGCGGCUACCCGCCUCACAGCAGCCUGAACUGGAGCAGGUGCGCCCCCAGAGGCCACACCCUGUCUGUCCGCCUGCUGCACCUGGACCUGGAGGACAGCCAGGACUGUGAGAACGAUGCUCUGAAGGUGUUCUCCAACGGAGGCCUGAUCUCCGUCCUGUGUGGAAACAAAGACUUGGAGGAGCUUCGGUCGGUGGUGAAUCCGACCCUGGUGUCGUCUGCGGGCGGCUGCCUCUCCAUCACCUUCCACUCCGACUUCUCCAACACCAAGAGACACACGGGCUUCAGAGGCUUCUACACCGUCCAAGACUUCGACGAGUGUGAGGACGACCCCAACAACCAGUGCUCCCAGUUCUGCCACAACUUCAUCGGAGGGUACCACUGUUCCUGUCGCCAUGGUUACCUCCUGGCCGAGGACAAGCACACAUGCACCGUGAGCUGCUCUGAGGAUCUGUCCGGUCAGAACCACGGGGAUGUCUCCAGCCCGUCCUGGCCCGGUUCCUACGCGGAGAACGCCGACUGUGUGUCCACUCUGUCGGUGGAGAACCACCAGCAGCUGGAGCUUCACUUCUCCGACGUGUUUGACGUGGAGCAGAGUCCUGACGGUCAAUGCAUCGACGCUCUCAGGGUUGAGACUCCGUCCAUCACUCUGGGUCCGUUCUGUGGUUCCUCUCCUCCCCCGUCCCCCCUCCUCACCCACUCACAUCACGUCCGGAUCCGAUUCACCUCCGAUGGCUUCGGCACCAACAGAGGCUUCUCUCUAAACUUCAGGACCAGAGGAAAGGUGUGUCCGGCAGCGGUGACAUCACACUCCACUGUGAGUCCUCAGCGAGCAGAACAUCAUCCGGGUCAGACGGUGACGGUGACCUGCAGCGUUGGACAUGUGGUGAACAGCCAGCACUGGGUCGACGCGCUGACAUCACAGUUUGAGGCGACCUGUGACGUCACAGGUACCUGGACUCCCAGCUACACCUGCGAACCUGUGGACUGUGGGUUUCCUAAUGUUCCAAAGGAUGGAAUUUUGCAGCUGGUCGGAUCAGAACCACCUCACACUCAGUACAAAGACCAGAUCCAGUUCAACUGCAGUUCAGAGUACUACAGGCUGGAUGGAGACGACACGUACAGCUGCAACGCCAGCGGGGAGUGGACGGCCGCCGACGGGACGACCACGAUGCCCGAAUGCACUGCAGUUUGCGGACAGACUGGAAGCUUCUUCUCAGGCGCAGGCAGGAUUUUGGGAGGCCAGGAAGCAAAGCUGGGACAAAUACCGUGGCAGCUUUUGAUAAGAAGACCCAACAGAGGAGGAGCGUCUCUGAUCAGCGACCGGUGGGCGGUAACAGCAGCUCAUGUUGUGGACGGAGUUGAGCAAACUUCUCUGGUCCUGUUCGGUGGGCUGGUAGAUGGACGGACAGCCGGCGGGCCGGGCGUCGCCGUCCUGCAGAGUGAGAGGAUCAUAAUUCAUCCCGGCUACGCUACAGGCACCAACAGUGGACGCAUUAACUAUGACAACGACAUUGCUCUCAUCAGAUUCGCCUCCAGAGUGAACUUUGGUCCAAACUUGCUGCCGAUCUGCCUGCCAGAACCGAACAGAGGAGUCUGGGAGAACGAGCAGGGAACAGUGUCCGGCUGGGGCAUGACGCACAAUCAACAAAAGUCACCAUUGUUAAAUUAUGCUCACAUUGUCGCUUACUCUCUGAACGAAUGUCAACAAACACCGACCUUCUCCAACAAAGCUGUGACGUUCACCAACAACAUGUUCUGUGCCGGAGCUCAUGGGAAGGACAGCUGCUAUGGAGACAGUGGAGGCCCGUUUGUUCUGCCCAUGUUGUCCUCAGAUGGAGGACCUUAUGUUCUGGCCGGGGUCGUGUCCUGGGGAGCCCCCUGCAGGGGCGGACACAACAAGGGCUACUACACCAAGGUGGAGAACUACGUUGAGUGGAUCAAACAAACCAUCCGGACCGAAGACGGAUCUACACUUUGUUAUAUUAAUGUUUCACCUGAAUGUGAGACAUUUGAUCCGAUGCAGCCGAUCAGGUCGCUCAUGGAAAAGUCAGAUCCAAAGAUGUACUGGAUCAUCUGGUUCCUGUGUUCUGUGUUGCUGUGUGAAUGCGGACCGCUGCCUGACCCGGACCCUCCGAUGUUCGGGGAGGUCCGGUCUCCCCGGUUCCCCCAGCCGUACCCCCCCAACCUGCAGCAGCAGUGGGAGCUGAGUGUUCCUGAAGGGUUCCAGAUCCGACUCACCUUCACCCACCUGGACAUCGAGGCGUCUGCAGGCUGCCACUACGACUCGCUCACAGUUCUGUACCAGGAAAAGCUUCUGGGGAAGUUUUGUGGUGAUGAGAACUCUGCUGACGGGCAUCACCCCGGCAACCACCCCAUCCUGUCUCCAGGCAACACUCUCACCCUCAUCUUCCAGACAGACAACAGCAACCCGGAGCGGCACCAGAACCUGGGCUUCUCCGCCCACUACCAGGCCACAGACGUGGAUGAAUGUUCGGCACCAGAACCUCCGGACCGGUCGGGCCCGCUCUGCUCUCAGAUCUGCCUCAACACUUUGGGUUCUUACCUGUGCUCCUGUCACCAUGGCUACGAGCUGCGAUCGGACCAACGCACCUGUGUGUUGUCCUGUGGCGGCGGGAUCUUUGACGAACCAGAGGGACACCUGUUCAGUCCCGGUUUCCCCGACACGCCGCCUCACGCUGUGUCCUGUCAGUACAUCAUUUCUGUAGAACCUGGCUUCACGGUGUCUCUGAACUUCACCGAUAACUUCCACAUCGAGAGCGUGGACACUGAGGACGGCUCAGUCUGUCUCCACCACUGGCUGCAGGUGACCCUCCCAGACAGAGAACCCGUGAAGCUCUGCGGCAGGUCGAGUCCAGGACUGAUGGAAACGAACUCCAGCACCGUGAGGCUCGACUACCACACUGAUGAUGCCGGACAGAGCCGAGGCUGGAGUCUGGACUACAGAACCCACAGAGUUCAGUGUCCGUUUCCUGGUGGAGUAGCUAAAGGCAGAGUCACCCCCAUCCUGAUGGAGUAUUUCUACAGAGACUACCUCCACGUCCGCUGUGACCUCGGAUACAAGCUGAUGAUGGAUGGUCAGGAGAUCCAGAGUUUCUCCACGAUGUGUCAGAGUUCUGGACGGUGGCACCUUCCUCUGCCAGAAUGUCACAUAAUCGAUUGUGGAGAACCUGAACCUCUGCUGAACGGAGCGGUGACGGUCCUGUCGGGCCUCCAGAACCAGUACCGUUCUGUUGUUCAGUACCACUGUAACGAACCUUUCUACUCACCUCUCGGAGGUGUGAACGUUAAUUUCACCUGCGAUGCAGACAGACAGUGGAGAUCCACCCACGACAUUGUUGACAGGAUGACAUGUUUACCAGUCUGUGGCCAGCCAACAGAACUCAUCUCUGGCUUCCAGAGGAUCAUCGGAGGCAGCGACGCUCCAGAGAAGACCAUCCCCUGGCAGGUGAUGCUGAGUGUGGAUGGAGGUAGAGGAGGAGGGAUGGUGAUCGCUGACCGCUGGAUCAUGACUGCAGCUCAUGUGCUGGUAAAAAAUGGAGAAAAGGUUGCACCUGAAACAGUUCGGAUCUACAUGGGACAGACUGAUGUUCAGACUCUGACAGACACGUUUGUGUUUCCAUCCUCGCUACACAUUCACCCCGGUUACAAAAACCCCAACCUCUUGACCUACAACAACGACAUCGCUUUGAUGAAACUGCAUCAACCGAUCACAUUCAACUCAUCUGUAAUGCCGCUGUGCUUGCCAGCAGAGGGCGCCACAUACCACACCGGCAUCAUGGGGCUGGUGUCAGGCUUUGGCAUCACCAUAGACCAGGGACGCAGGAUGUUAAGAAACAAGCUCAAAUAUGUGCAGAUUCCACUGGUGGAUCAGGAGACAUGCAGUAACUCAGUGUCUAUGUUCAAGAGGAUAAGGACCCACGUCCCGGACCUGACAGAGAACAUGUUCUGUGCUGGAGUCCCAGAGGGUUCUAAGGACUCGUGCCAAGGCGACAGUGGGAGCGCCUUCACCCUGAGAGAACAGGGACGGUUCUACGCUUCUGGCAUCGUCAGCUGGGGCAUCGACUGUGGAAAACAGGGAACGUACGGAGUCUAUACCAGAGUCACCAACUACCUGCCCUGGAUCAGUAAGAUCAUGCAGGAGAACGGAGACUGACUGGAGUUCAGAAUGUGAAUGAAACAAAAGUAAAAUAAAACCAGAACCAACUUAAA
This is a messenger RNA of Stegastes partitus (bicolor damselfish), 4436 nucleotides long. RefSeq names its product complement component 1, s subcomponent .2 (gene c1s.2). Gene Ontology annotation, cellular component: blood microparticle. Lineage: Eukaryota; Metazoa; Chordata; Actinopteri; Pomacentridae. Bases 1 to 4380 code for a protein of 1459 amino acids. Gene Ontology annotation, biological process: zymogen activation. The transcript has 24 exons. Gene Ontology annotation, molecular function: serine-type endopeptidase activity; calcium ion binding. The record is from RefSeq and is a predicted model, not a curated record.